Messenger RNA from Cotesia congregata, 1068 nucleotides. NCBI's taxonomy places the organism in Eukaryota, Metazoa, Arthropoda, Insecta, Hymenoptera, Braconidae. The record is from the annotation of a GenBank genome assembly.
CUUGAGUCUAUCAUGAAGUUUCUUAUUUUACCUCUGCUGGUCGUGAGCCAGCUGGAGCACAGCGACUCGUGGAUGAAUAAAUUAGUGAUCUACAAUGUGACGUACAAUGCAGAAAUGAUUCCGAGGGUGAACGAGACCCAGGAGUCCAACCACAAAAUGUCUUUCAACUUGACAACGCAGUUGAAGUGUCGGCCAAUUGAGAUGACUCUGAAAGAGAUGCAGUGUUAUCUGGAAGACUCCAAGAUGCUUUUGGGGCUUCACAAUUCAACAGACUCUUCUUCGCCGCCGAAAGUGAUUCCUGGUGUUGGAUUGAUAGAGCCGGCUACUGGCGUUCACUUUGAGCUGAAAAUGGAUGCAUUGGGUAUCAAGGAAAUGGUCGUUUCCUCUAAUAUUUCCCCGCUUAUUCUCGAUAAAUUGCGAUACUUAGUAAACCAGCUGCAUAUUGGAAUAGAUAUGAAGGGUAAACCCGAGGGAGCUUAUAAAAACUGGGAGAAUUUCACCACGGGUGAAUGCUUGACUACUUUUAAUGUUGAAUUGCAGGAGCAUAAGACUAUACACUCGGUCACGCAUGAAAAAACCGGAAAAUACAAAAUGUGGACGCCCAAUAUGCGAGUUUCAAUUAACAAGACCAGAGAUUUGAAUCAUUGCAAAAUUAUUUCUCCAUAUUUCUUCGGAAGUCGCGAAGGAUGGCGCGAGAAUCCAAAAGUGUCUGUUAAUAUUACAAGUUCAAAGAGCUCGGUAGUUGUCGACAGAGGAGCCUUCAUAUCUUCAACUCAGACGACCUUAGAGCUCCACGAGCUUCAAGAUUCAAACAACACUUCUGAGUACAAAUUGAUGCGUGAGAAUGUAACUGUUGUGUUUGAUUCGAUAAUUAAUGAUGAGCAUAAUGCGACGGUCAUUGAAAAUUCAGCAUCUGCGGGGAUUAUAACUGGAUUUUGGCUUCAUGAUAAUAAUAAAAAUAAAAAUAAUAAUAAUAAUGUUAAUAAAUCAUCUGAGGAGAGCAAGGAAACUGAAAAAAUCAAAGAAAGUAAAGAAAGCAAUGAGAGUAACUCUGAAGAAGAAAAAUAA